GCCCAAAUGUGCAAAUGGCUCUCUACCUAGGUCUCUCUCUCUCUCUCUCUCUCGUCUCGAUCGAGUAGUAGUGUGUUGAGUGUUUGACUCUGGACAUACCGACAAAGAACUCAUCUGGAAAUCAGAAAUGGCGGCGAGCCUUUUCCAGGAAAUCGAAGUCCCAAAUCAGAAACAUCUCACUGAUUCCCCGCCGUUCCCCGCCGUCCUCGGCCCAAAUUCAGCGCUCUCGCCGCCAUCUCUCGCCGACUUCACCUCGGCCAUAAAAUCCCAGAAGCCGCAUCUGGAAUCGCUGCUCCACAAAACAGGGGCAAUCCUAUUCAGGGGAUUCCCUAUCUCCAGCGCUGCCGAAUUCGAUCAAGUCGUGGAAUCCUUCGGGUACACCGAUCAGCCUUACCUCGGCGGAACGGCCUCCCGGACUAACGUCGUGGGUCGCGUCUACACCGCCAAUGAUUCCCCGCCCGAUCGCAAGAUCCCCUUCCACCACGAGAUGACUUAUGCGGCGGAGUAUCCAAAGAAGUUGUUCUUCUUCUGCGAGGUGGCGCCGGGCAGCGGCGGCGAGACCCCGUUGGUGUUGAGCCAUGUGGUGUACGAGAGGAUGAGAGACAAGUACCCGGAUUUCGUAGAGCGGCUGGAAAAGGAAGGGAUGGUUUCCAGGAGAGUGAUGGGGGAAGAAGACGACCCUUCAUCUGCAAUCGGUCGCGGCUGGAAGUCAAUGUUUUCCACCGACGAUAAACUUGUUGCGGAGCAGAGAGCUGCAGAGCUAGGAGUAAAGCUAGAGUGGAUAGGAGAUGGGUCAAUGAGAAGAGUAAUCGGUCCCAACCAACCAAUCAAACAUGACAAGUCGAGGGAUCGAAAGAUUUGGUUCAACGGGAUGGUGACGAGUUAUACAGCUUUUGGGGACGAGGUCACGUUUGGGAGCGGGGACGCUUUGCCAGACGAUGCCGUGUACCAUUGUUUGCACAUCAUGGAGGAGGAAAGCGUUGCGAUUCCUUGGCAGAAGGGGGACGUUCUGUUUAUAGACAAUUUGGCUGUUCUUCACGGACGCAAGCAUUUCACCCCGCCUCGUCGUGUUCUCGCUGCACUUUGCAAGUAGUAAUAAGUGAAAUUUAUGUGUGUGUUUGUAAUUUGAUUACUUUCGCUCUUUGCAAGUAGUAACAACUAGAUAAGUCCGUUCGCGGUGCUUCACGUCGACUGGACGAUAUGAAUAAAUGUAAAAUAAGUCAUAUUAUGCAAAUUCCAACAUUGUUGUUUCCUCUUGCCUCACUCAAGAUUAUAGAGAAAGUUCUUGGC
Molecule: messenger RNA, 1290 nt
Organism: Linum tenue
Lineage: Eukaryota; Viridiplantae; Streptophyta; Magnoliopsida; Malpighiales; Linaceae
Source: the annotation of a GenBank genome assembly